UUGCCAUUCGUUGGCCCCUUUUAAAAGAAUAUGGCGCCCGGAGAGGACGGCGCUGUACGAACUUGCAUGAAAGAAUGUAAUUUCCAGACUCUCUUGACGCUUGUUAUUGAAACUGUGGCUCGCCAGAUUGGGGAAAAGAGCAAGGUUGCACACAAAGAUGGCCGCCAAAACAGCCUCUCAAUCGCAGAAGUAAACACGAAUUGAUUUUUGAUUAGCAUAGCUGGAUAGAUUAUUGGAAAUAAUACAAUAAUUUCCAAAAUGACCGAUUUAGAAUGGAAAAUGGCAAAAGAAUGGAUACGAUCCACUGGCAUAGAACCUGUGAACGGCAAGGCAUUUGAACAAAGUGUUGAUUUGUUUGAUUUUGCUCAGUCUCUUCGAGAUGGUGUUAUAUUGUGUCAAGUUGCAAACCAGUUAAAGAGGCACAGUAUAAGGGACGUAUCUAAAGUUAAUAAUGUUAAUAUGCAUAUGUUUCUCUGCCUACGAAAUAUACGUGCCUUCUUGCGAGCAUGUUCUGACGAGUUUAAGCUUAAUCAAGAUGAUCUAUUUACAGCGAAUGAUUUAUAUGAUGUAUCCAAUUUCCAAGCUGUUAUUCACACAUUAUCCUUACUGUCAAAAACAUAUGAAGCAAAAGUCUUAUGCAAAUUAAAGCCCUUUCCUCCAGAUAACUUUAAAACAGCUCCUGAAGAAGAUAUAUAUGGAACAUUACCAGAAAUUUUGGAAAAAAAGGAGCCUAACUAUUAUUCAUAUGAUGAUUAUGAAGAAGAAAAUAUAUAUGAUCAUGUUCAAAUCGGGGAAAAAAUAUAUGACGAUAUUGUCCAAUGCACUAAAAAGGCUGGGUUAACACCAGUCACUGAUAAAAGAAGUCACAUAAUUAAUGAAAUAAUUCAAACAGAAGAUAGCUACUUGGAAGCCUUGAAUGUCAUGGUCGAUGUGUACAUCAAACAAUUAAAAGGGUACAUGUCUGCACACGACAAAAACACAAUUUUUAUGAAUACAGAGAAAAUAUGCCUCCUUCAUAAGUCAUUUAAUCGGGAACUGACGACUCGAAGAACUAGUACUAAUGUCAAGUUAAAUUUACAAUCCUUUGUACAAUAUAAAGAACAAUUUCUACAAUAUGCAGUUUACUGUACAGACCUACCUGAUGCACAACAACAUGCUAUAGAAUUAUUUAAAGAAAGCACUUUUCGAGAUAAAGUUGAAAGUUGCAAUGCGAAAGCAUGUCGGAAGUUUCCCUUGCAAGAACAACUGGUUGUUCCUUUCCAAAGAAUAUUGAAAUAUCCACUACUACUAAGGGAUCUAAAUAAACAAACACCUGCCAGCCACGAAGAAAAGAAGUCUGUAGAAAAAGCAUUUGAGGCAAUGGAUGAUGUUGCACGAUAUAUUAACGAAUAUAAACGAGAUGCAGAAAAUGUUAAACUGAUAUCUCAAAUAGAAAGCAGUGUCAAAUACGAUCUUGCAAAAAAACCGAUCCAAUAUGGUCAUCAUGUGAAGAAUGGCGAAUUACAAGUAAAGUUUGAUACAAGUGAUAAAAAAAUGUUAAAGCGCUUCGUGUUUUUAUUUGAACACACUAUGCUGCUCUGUAAGAGUAGAGGAGACACAUAUGAUGUCAAAGAGGUGUUCGAUCUUCAGAAAUUUAAAAUAGGUGACAUUCCACCAGCGGGAAGAGGAAAAUUUAGUCAAGGUUGGUUUGUCCAGGCUCACACAAAUGACGGAGUGUGUGAGGCCAAAAAUUGCACGAUGUAUGCGAAAACACAACAAGAUAAAAUAACUUGGGUAUCAGAAUUAUCCAAGUGCAUAGAAGCAGUUUCUUUAACAGAGUGGCAAGGGAAGAUGGAUCAUCAUAAUUUUGAACUGACAACAUUUGAAUCUCCGCAAUGUUGUCACGUGUGUAAAAAACUAUUGAGGGGGCAAAUAAGUCAAGGAUAUAAAUGCAGCAUUUGCAGACUUCUUAUACACAAAGAGUGUUUAAUUAAAUGUCCGAAGUGUGGCAUCAAACGUCCAACAAGAGAUCCCACAACCACACGCCGUGCUGGCAGAGAUGAGUAUGAACAAAGCAAGUUGAAGAGUGAUUCGAGCAAGCUUCCAACGAAUGACCAUUUUCCAUCUUCUAACUCUCUUGAUUUAAAGAAAUACCCGUGGUAUGCAGGUGUCUUAUCACGUGAUGAAGCGGCACAAAUUCUUGUGAAUUAUGGUGACGGAGCAUUUUUAAUCCGAGAAAGUCCGAAUCAACCGGGGCUUGCAAUAAGCAUCCGAUAUAAAGUGGAUACGAAACACAUCAAAAUAGGACAUUCGAACAAUCGUUUCUUUCUUACUGAUCCAAAACAGUUCCCAUCUAUAGCAGAUUUGGUAAUGUAUUACAAAAGCAACUCUCUUGGUACCAGCUUUCCAUCUUUACCGACUAAACUAACUAGAGGAGUAGCAAGAGCUGUGAAGCGUGUUAUGAUAGCAAAGUUUAACUGGGCGGCACGCAACCCUCAAGAACUCUCGUUUCAGAUGGGUGACAGAGUUAGCGUGCUAAAUGAUGAAGGGAAUUGGUGGCUUGGUGAAUGUCGAGGAAAGGAGGGUUUCUUUCCAAAUAAUUAUGUAGAAUAAAGCAAAGUAAUGAACUUAUAAAUUCGACAUUGAAUGUAUAAGCAGAUGGAAAUCAACACUCCCUUCAGAAGAAAUUUUAACGCCCGUUUUUUUUAUGCAUAAUGGUGUGAAAGCCAUUGAAAUUUUAUUACGUUGGAUGGUUAUAGAAUCGAUAUUUUGUCAUAACAAAGAUAUAAUUAUUUUUCCGGCUCAUUUCUUUGUAAUAUUUUUAAGAGAACUUCUCCAAUUUUUAUACUUUCCACGUAUCUAUGUGUCAUCUUUGCCAAUCAGGCUAAAAGGUAAUAUCAUCAGCAGAAACCUGUUUUUGUACUGUUUAUUUGCUGUUCUUUCUAUACUUUGUUCAUCUUUCACUACCUUUUUUUAAUUCGAUCACCUUUCACCUCUGUUUUUUUUAGAAUUUUCUCAGCGUUGCUACGAUGUUAACAUGUAAUGUAUAGAGUUUAUUUGCUUGGAUGGGAUCCGUCCAAAACAAAACACAGGGUGUCCACUCUGUCAGAAAUGUUAGGACUUGUCUGGAAUUUUGAAAAUAUAGGCAAAAUGUCGAGGAAAUAUUGUCUUUUUUAUAAAAUAUCACUAAUUUUAAAAGUCUCAGCUUCCUUAACAAUCAGCUAGUUCAUCAUCCAUAUAGGAAAAGGGAAGAAAUUUCGAAUCAAGGUUAACUUUUGAGCAGACACCCUGUUUUUUUCAAAGAACAAUGAACUGCAAAAGUGAAGAUUUUUCCUUACUUUAUCAUUCGUGUUAAUAAGACGAUAGUGAAUGUGAGAAAUCUCUCAAUCCUUUAAAUCUCAUUGGUUGACGGAUCCCGUUUGUAGAAUCUCAUUGGUUGAUGUAAAUUUUAACGACUGCUCAGCAGAGGAAAAUAAUAAUGAUAAUUUUUUUUUUCAUAAAGAAUUUUUUUGUAAUGAAUGUUGAGGAUAAUUUUCUUUUUUAUUGCAUUUAAAUAUAAUUUAGGAGUUGGUAGAAAGUACAAGACUCUCGGUUUAAAUAUGUCGUAACUUUUGCCAAGAUGCCAUCCUGACUAAAAAAAUGUAUCCCAGGUGAAAACAAAUCUUGGAUGGUUGCAAAAGUAAUCGAGUCCAGUUGGACAUGAGAGUCACAUUACUUUUAAUCAAAUAUUUCUUACUUAGGAAAUGAUGCAAUAUAUUUAAUGUUAAUUUAGUUUAGAACCUUUGUUCAUAUGAUCCUUUGUACAUAUCCUAUAUAGGGUUUUUAUUCUUUAUUUUUUAGUCCAGACAUCACUCACACUAUAUGCAGGCUGUUUUAUGUUUGUUAUGACACCUUAUUUGCAAGAUGUUAAUGUUUUGA
Messenger RNA from Hydractinia symbiolongicarpus, 3897 nucleotides. Its product is annotated as proto-oncogene vav-like. Gene Ontology annotation, molecular function: guanyl-nucleotide exchange factor activity; protein binding. NCBI's taxonomy places the organism in Eukaryota, Metazoa, Cnidaria, Hydrozoa, Anthoathecata, Hydractiniidae. Gene Ontology annotation, biological process: cell migration; regulation of GTPase activity. The transcript has 29 exons. Bases 259 to 2592 code for a protein of 777 amino acids. Gene Ontology annotation, cellular component: cytoplasm. The record is from RefSeq and is a predicted model, not a curated record.